Molecule: messenger RNA, 5047 nt
Organism: Mirounga angustirostris (Northern elephant seal)
Lineage: Eukaryota; Metazoa; Chordata; Mammalia; Carnivora; Phocidae
Gene: GIPC1
Product: GIPC PDZ domain containing family member 1
Exons: 11
Coding region: 3392-4393 (333 amino acids)
Molecular function (GO): protein binding
Source: RefSeq, a predicted model, not a curated record
AGGGUGGGUGGGCGCGGAGGCAGGAGUCCUCUGCAAGGGAGAGAUAAGUCUCCCUUCCUGGGCUGCAUGCGGAGUAGAGAACGUCAUCCCAUCUGGACUCGAUCCAGGCACCCAAAGAGCCCUGUGGAUUUAAGAACUGGUUUUACGAAGGUUGGGCCGGAGUUAAUUCCCUUCCCCAUCUUCCAGGGCCCGGUUGCUGGGGCCCAGGGGAGGUGCGUGGUCUGCCCUUAUGAUCCCCCUCCACUCCUUUCUUGCUAGAGCAGGCUGGGUGUCAGGCAGGCCCCGGCCAAACCAGACGAAUUCCAGCCCAGGGCUGACUCCGCCCUGGAGAAGACCCAUUUCCGGCCCUGGCUUCAUUGGCAGGCCACUGAAGCUGCUUUUCCUUUGUAACUUUUUUUAAGGAACUGGUUUUAUUACAAGACAGCGAGAGGGAACACAAGCAGGGGAGUGGGAGAGGGAGAAGCAGGUUUCCCGCUGAGCAGGGAGCCCGACGUGGGGCUCGAGCCCCAGACCCUGGGAUCAUGACCUGAGCCGAAGGCAGACGUCUAACGACUGAGCCACCCGGGCGCCCCCAACUUCUCUUUUUUUAUACAAAUGAUCUGACAAUGCUUUCCUGGUCUGCUGAUUCCACACCUGCCUGCGACAUCUGACUUCUGAGUUCUCAAACUGUGAUGAUUCAGCCAGACAUCCUCCUUUGUCAUGAAGGGAGGAGAGACAAACCUCAGGAAAGAUCCACAGGGUCCCCCUCCAGGACAACCCUAGCUUCCUGGAGGUCGCCAACCAUGCCCUGGUAAUCUAUGCAUCACCAGCGCUGAGAGCAGUGCUUGGCCCAGAACUGCCCUCUGAGUGUUUGUUGAAUAAGUAAUUGAAUGACAAACUGAUUCGGACAAGAGGACCGGCAACAUCUAUCCUAUGACCCUUCAUGUUAGAGCACGUGCAGAGGAAGAAAACCCAGCCCUAGGGGGCUGCUGGUGGAUCCCCCUGGGAAGGGUCCCCCGUGCCCCACUUCCUCCAGUGCCCACCUGGUAGAAGUGGAGGUUCUCUGGCUCCAGGAAAGCCCCUCUUUCCUGGCCUGUUCCUAAUUCACGAUUCAUGGGUUAGUCAUUAGGCACAGUUCCUGACUGCCAGGUCAACGCUAGGCCCUGGGACACCCGGUGACAAGGCGAUGUGGGGGGUCCUCGGGAAGCUCAUCGUCUUCUCGGAAAUGCAGACUGAACUAAAACAGAGAUUUUAGGUUCUCGUGGCUAGAACAGACAGUAGGAGAGAGUAGGGUGGGGCCUGGCUGGGGUGAGACAGGCCAGGUGCCAGGGCCCUGCUGAGGCAGGCCUACAUGCCUGAGGCAGAAGGGAAGCCUGUUGAAAGAGUUUGAGUCAGGAAGGACAUGGCCUGAUUUGCCUUUGCGGGAAGUUGGAGCUGAGGCCUGGGUGGUUGUUCUCAGCGGGGGCCCACCUUUCCUUGGGAAGAUAUUGGUGGACAUCAACAUAGCUUAAGCCUGUCUCCAGAUGGACUACUUCAGCAAAGGGUGUUUUGAGGGCAGAUGGCCUCUUGGCAGGGGUCUUCAGCAACAGAGGGGCAGGACCUGACUCAGGAGCUCAGAGGCGCCCUCUGGCUUCUAUUAGGGUUGCAAACCUGGGAGCUGUGCAAGAGGUCAACUGCUGGGGAUGAUGGGGCUGAACCGGGUGGGGGCCAAGGUGGUGGUGGGAAAUUACCAGAGAUGCAUUUCAAAAAGAGAGCUGCCCAUUGGCCCUCCAGAAAACAGCAGUGCUUCCAGGUUUUAUCAUGACUUUCUGAAAUCUAGCAGCAAAAGGCAGGUGCCUGCACUGGGUCUGAGGGACCUGGGGCCAUAAGACCCAGCCCGGUAAAGGCCACAUCCUUUGCUUCCCCUCCAGGUCCAUCCCACUGAGAACCACUCCUGCCAGGCCGACAGGGGGAGUCCAACCACAAGCCACAAAGAGCCAGGCAAUUAAACUCCGAGAUCACUCUGCCAGGGUAUUGUCCCUCAGCACUGUCCCUCCUUGGUCCUCCCUGUACCCCCCAUGUCUCAUUGUCAGGCCCCACACUGAGGCAAGUACGACCCACCCACCCAGAGGGAUGUCACGUGUCUUGGGGUUGAAGCUAAAGCAUCAUACCCAUGAGUCACUCUUCAACUUUGAGUCAGUGGCUCCCCCCUCUCUGAGCCUCAGUCUCCCCCUCUAUAGAAUGGGGGUGAUAUCCAGUGUGAUUAUUCACGAAAAGCAGGCAGCACAGGUCCCGGCACAUAGUAAGAGCUUAAUAAAAGUGUCAGUUUCUAUCCACUUCUAUUAUGACAUACUGUGUGCAUUCCUCUCUCUGACCUCGACACUGUUCAAUAACACCAGCUGGUAUUCACUGAGCAUUUACAAUCUACCCAGUACCACUGUAGGCAUCUGAUACAGAAUAGCUCAUUUCAUUCUAGCAUAAUCAUAACAACUUUAGGAGGUGUGUGCUAUUAUUAUCCCCAUUUCACAGAGGAAGAGACUGAGGCACACAGGGUGAAGCCCAGGGUCACACAGCUGGUGAGCAGCACAGGUGAUAGAGAAAAAGAAGACUGUAUCCUACCCCACAACGUGAGGUGGACUAGAGAUGGAAUAAAAGACACAGGGAAACUAAAACUGUAGAAUGAAUAGAAGAAAAUAUGGAAGAAUAACUUUGUGAUUUAAGAGAAGAGCCUCCUUAAUGAAAUUUCAUGGGUGCAAACCACAAGCAGAUAAGUCCUGUUAUAUUUCAGUUAGGAAUUUUCUCCCAAUGAAGGAUAUAAUGGGUGAAGCUAAUCAUCACAUGGCGGAAUUGGAGAAUAUGUUUGUGACACCUAAUACUGUAUCUACCUCACAGGGUCAUUAGGAGAGUUAAACAGUUUAAUAAGUGUAAAGUUCUUAGAACAGUGUCUGGUACGUGGUAAGCUCUGUCUAAACAUUAUUUAUCAUUCCUGAAGCUGUCAAGUGCUCAAUAUCCCAGCGCUACCCAGUAGAACUAUGCAAGCACGCGUGUAAUUUUAAAUCGUCUAGCAGCCACAUUAAAAUAAUAAAAGAAACAGAGGACCUGCCGGGGCUGGGAUGCACAACAGCUCACCCUGGGCACUGCAGAGACCCAGUCAUUCAAUGAAGCUUGAGCGGAGUCGCAGCCAUUAGAGAACUACAAUUCCCAGAAGACACAGCAAGCUCCUGGUCCAACCCCAACUGCCCCAGCGGCCGGCUUUGAGGCCGAACAAGGAAAUCUCACCUGUCUGGGAACUGAGAGUCCUGGUCUGCACGAGGAUCAUUCUGGCUGCUGUGUUGACACAGGCCGUGGAGGGCGAGGGCAGAAGCCUGCAGACUUGGAGGAGGCAACUGCACUAGUGGAGAUCUCCUGAGCGUGCCCGCGCGUCUCCCUGCUCAUGCCGCUGGGACUGGGGCGGCGGAAAAAGGCGCCGCCUCUGGUGGAAAAUGAGGAGGCGGAGCCAGGCCGUGGGGGGCUGGGCGUGGGGGAGCCGGGGCCCCUGGGUGGGGGUGGGGCAGGGGGGCCCCAGAUGGGCCUGCCUCCCCCUCCCCCGGCCCUGCGGCCCCGCCUCGUGUUCCACACCCAGCUGGCCCACGGCAGUCCCACGGGCCGCAUCGAGGGCUUCACCAACGUCAAGGAGCUGUACGGCAAGAUCGCCGAGGCCUUCCGGCUGCCAGCUGCCGAGGUGAUGUUCUGUACCCUCAACACCCACAAAGUGGACAUGGACAAGCUCUUGGGAGGCCAGAUCGGGCUGGAGGACUUCAUCUUUGCCCACGUCAAGGGGCAGCGCAAGGAGGUGGAGGUGUUCAAGUCAGAGGAGGCGCUGGGGCUCACCAUCACUGACAACGGGGCCGGCUAUGCCUUCAUCAAGCGCAUUAAGGAGGGAAGCGUGAUUGACCACAUCCAGCUCAUCAGCGUGGGUGACAUGAUUGAGGCCAUCAACGGGCAGAGUCUGCUGGGCUGCCGGCACUACGAGGUGGCCCGGCUGCUCAAGGAGCUGCCCCGAGGCCGCACCUUCACGCUCAAGCUCACAGAGCCCCGCAAGGCCUUUGACAUGAUCGGUGUACGCUCAGGGGGUGGCCGCCCUGGCUCUGGCCCCCAGCUGGGCACUGGCCGAGGGACCCUCCGGCUCAGAUCCCGCGGCCCCGCCACAGUAGAGGAUGUGCCCUCAGCCUUUGAGGAGAAGGCGAUUGAGAAGGUAGAUGACCUGCUGGAGAGUUACAUGGGCAUCAGGGACACGGAGUUGGCGGCCACCAUGGUGGAGCUUGGAAAGGACAAAAGGAACCCGGAUGAGCUAGCCGAGGCCCUGGAUGAACGGCUUGGUGACUUUGCCUUCCCUGAUGAGUUCGUCUUUGACGUCUGGGGUGCCAUUGGGGAUGCCAAGGUCGGCCGCUUCUAGGCCCCCUUCCAGACCUCUCAGUGACCUGGCUCCGCUUGGUGGGAGCCCCCAGUGGGAGGGCCACCAUGGCCUGGACCGCAGCAUCCGGCUUGGACCUUGCUCAGCAGCCCAAGGACGAUGCAGAGUGGAGGUGGGGCCGGGCCUCCGCCCCACUCCAAUCGGUACCACCCCUCCCCAGCUCCCACCCUGGCUGGGGUCCCCGGUCCCCCCUUGCCCUGUUCCCCACCUACCUCAGCCGGGUCAGGCGCAGGGGGUGGGGGGGGAGGGACCAGCCAGAUUGUGCGGCCACCCCCACCCCCAACACUUUCUGCAUCAGCUGCCAAACUGGUCUCUCAUCUCCCUGGGGCCUGUUUGGGGGUCCUGACCUCCCUAGUUUCCUGCUGCAGGGAAUGCAGAAGGGGGGCAUACCCCCCCUCAGCAAAUGCAAUAAUGCCCUCCCCCCCCAUGCCCCACCCAGAGAGGAGCCCCGUCACUUCGGAGUCUGUUACCUCCACGUUUGAAACACUAGUCUGCUGUGAACCCCCAACCUCCCUCCCUCCCCUGCUCUCUGUGUCGCCCUCAGCCCAGCCCCAGACAGAAGGGGCAAGAGGGACGAUGGCGGUGGGCUUUUGUAUCUGAAUUGCUGUCUUGAACAUAAAGAAUCUAUCUGCUGUU